AUGGACCGAAAGCAGAGUACAGAGGACAUUCCUACAGAUAACCGCCCAGAUGACUGUACCAGGAACUUAGAGAAACAUCUGGUAUCUUCAGAUUUUGAAGUAGAUGAUUGGGGUAUCACACAAGAUAUAUUUGAAGAGCAUGCCAAUAUCCAAGAUAUAUCUUCAUCAAAUCACAGCAACAAUGCAUCAUUUGAUUCUUUUAAACAGGUCAGAUCUUCUGAUUCAUCAUCAACUGUAACACAGAAUAAAAGUCACACACGAGAUGCUAAACAUCAAACAGCUCACGUAAGAGGAAAGACAUUUUCAUGUUCAGAAUGUGGCAGAUGCUUUCGAUUUAAAUCUCAGAUUGUCACACAUAAGAGAAUUCACACAGGGGUGAAGCCAUUUUCAUGUUCAGAAUGUGGGAAAUGUUUUAACCAUAAAUCAAAUCUUGUUAUACAUCAGAGAAUCCACACAGGUGAGAAGCCAUUUUCAUGUUCAGAAUGUGGGAAAUGUUUUAAGAUUAAAUCAAACCUUGUUAGACAUCAGAGAAUUCAGACAGGGGAGAAGUCAUUUUCAUGUUCAGAAUGUGGGAAAUGUUUUAACUGUAAAUCAUUACUUGUUAUACAUCAGAGAAUUCACAGAGGAGAGAAGCUAUUUUCAUGUUCAGAAUGUGGAAAAUGUUUUAACCAGAAAUCAGCUCUUGUUAUGCAUCAGAGAAUUCACACAGGGGAGAAGCCAUUUUCAUGUUCAGAAUGUGGGAAAUGUUUUAAGAGUAAAUCAGAAUUUGUUAUACAUCAGAGAAAUCACACAGGGGAGAAGCCAUUUUCAUGUUCAGAAUGUGGGAAAUGUUUUAACCGUAAAUCAGAUCUUGCUAUACAUCAUAGAAAUCACACAGGAGAGAAGCCAUUUUCAUGUUCAGAAUGUGGGAAAUGUUUUAACCUGAAAUCAGAUCUUGCUAUACAUCAGAGAAAUCACACAGGAGAGAAGCCAUUUUCAUGUUCAGAAUGUGGGAAAUGUUUUAACCGUAAAUCAGAUCUUGCCAUACAUCAUAGAAAUCACACAGGGGAGAAGCCAUUUUCAUGUUCAGAAUGUGGGAAAUGUUUUAGGUGGAAAUCAGGUCUUGUUGUACAUCAGAGAAAUCACACAGGAGAGAAGCCAUUUUCAUGUUCAGAAUGUGGAAAAUGUUUUAAGCAGAAAUUGACUCUUGUUGAACAUCAGAGAAAUCACACAGGGGAGAAGCCAUUUUCAUGUUCAGAAUGUGGUAAAUAUUUUAAAAGUAAAUCAAAUCUUGUUAUACAUCAGAGAAAUCACACAGGAGAGAAGCCAUUUUCAUGUUCAGAAUGUGGUGAAUGUUUUAAGCAGAAACGGGCUCUUGUUGUACAUCAAAGAAAUCACACAGGAGAGAAGCCAUUUUCAUGUUCAGAAUGUGGGAAAUAUUUUAAAAGUAAAUCAGAUCUUGUUAUACAUCAGAGAAUUCACACAGGAGAGAAGCCAUUUUCAUGUUCAGAAUGUGGUGAAUGUUUUAAGCAGAAACGGGCUCUUGUUGUACAUCAAAGAAAUCACACAGGAGAGAAGCCAUUUUCAUGUUCAGAAUGUGGGAAGUGUUUUAAGACAAAACCAGUACUUGUUAUACAUCAGAGAAAUCACACAGGAGAGAAGCCAUUUUCAUGUUCAGAAUGUGGUGAAUAUUUUAAGCAGAAAUGGGCUCUUGUUGUACAUCAAAGAAAUCACAUAGGAGAGAAGCCAUUUUCAUGUUCAGAAUGUGGGAAAUAUUUUAACUGUAAAUCAAAACUUGUUAUACAUCAGAGAAUUCACACAGGAGAGAAGCCAUUUUCAUGUUCAGAAUGUGGUGAAUGUUUUAAGGAGAAACGGGCUCUUGUUGUACAUCAAAGAAAUCACACAGGAGAGAGGCCAUUUUCAUGUUCAGAAUGUGGGAAAUGUUUUAAGACAAAACCAGUACUUGUUAUACAUCAGAGAAAUCACACAGGAGAGAUGCCAUUUUCAUGGCAGUUUGAGUGA
This is a messenger RNA of Bufo bufo (common toad), 2001 nucleotides long. RefSeq names its product zinc finger protein 260-like. Lineage: Eukaryota; Metazoa; Chordata; Amphibia; Anura; Bufonidae. The coding region runs from base 1 to 2001 and encodes 666 amino acids. The record is from RefSeq and is a predicted model, not a curated record. The transcript is spliced from 4 exons.